Molecule: messenger RNA, 4252 nt
Organism: Chelonia mydas (Green sea turtle)
Lineage: Eukaryota; Metazoa; Chordata; Testudines; Cheloniidae
Product: protocadherin beta-1
Exons: 1
Coding region: 265-2718 (817 amino acids)
Biological process (GO): homophilic cell-cell adhesion
Cellular component (GO): plasma membrane
Molecular function (GO): calcium ion binding
Source: RefSeq, a predicted model, not a curated record
UGGUGCCGCUGCUCACCACAAAGGCGAAGAAAAAACUGAGGCUCCAGACAACUCCAUUACUCGCCGAGAGAGCGUCCCUCCGCGACGCAGGGAAGCAGACCACAAUAGUGCGUAGUCCGGAAUGUGAACUGCACUGUUCUGAAAGAUCUUCAGGUGGAGCCGGGUUUUGGCAAAGAUUCUUGCCCGUAAGCGCGACUAAGGGACGCUGACAUAUAUUUAAAGGGAGAACAGGUAUCUGUAGAAGAGAUUCGGUUACAAGGAAACAUGAGGAUGAGAAAUAGUGAGGAAGGCCUGACAAGGCAGGUUCUGUCUCUGAUCCUUUUUCUCUGUGUGCCGGAGGUGACAACUGAAACGCUUCGCUAUGCUGUGACUGAAGAAACCGGAAGCGGGUCGUUCGUGGCGAAUAUUGCAAAGGAUUUGGGGCUGGAAGCCGAAAAACUGUCCUCUCGGCAGGCCCGGAUUAUUUCUGAAGGGGAAAAACAGUAUUUUCAGCUAGACCGCAGCACCGGGGAUUUGUUUAUACAAGAAAAAAUAGAUCGAGAGGAGCUCUGCGGGCAGAUCGACCCCUGCCUGGUACAUUUUGAGAUAUCGCUGCAGAGUCCGCUACAGUCCUACCGAGCUGAGGUAAGCGUUUAUGAUAUCAAUGAUCAUUCCCCGGUGUUCUUAAAUAAUGAAUUUAUUUUAAAGAUCUCGGAAAGUACUAUGCCUGGAAAUCGGUUUUUACUGGAGGGUGCCCAGGAUUUAGAUGUGAGCAACAACAGUCUCCAGCAUUACAGCAUUAGCUCUAAUGACUAUUUUCAGAUUUAUACUCGGGAUCGCAGUGACGGCAGAAAGUACGCAGAGCUGGUGCUGGAUAAACCCCUGGACCGGGAGGAGAAGUCGGAGAUCUGUUUCACACUCACAGCUAUCGAUGGUGGUUCCCCACCGCUGUCGGGUACAGCCCGAAUUCGAGUUAUGGUUCUGGAUAUAAACGACAAUAAUCCGGUAUUUUCUCGGCUUCUUUAUAAAGUCCAGAUUUUGGAAAAUAGACCUGAAGAUUAUUUGUUAGCUACCGUCUCUGCUACCGAUUUAGACGAAGGAAUUAAUGGGGAAAUAUCCUAUUCUAUUAUUCAAAAUUCAGAGGAAAAUCGCCAAACUUUUAAAAUAAAUCCCCUCACCGGGGAAAUUCGACUCAAGCAGCCACUGGAUUUUGAAGACAGAGAAAACUAUGAGAUAGACAUACAGGGCAUAGAUGGAGGGGGCCUGUCUGCACACUGCAAAGUCCUGGUGGAAUUGCUGGAUAUGAAUGACAAUGCUCCGGAGGUGACCAUAACAUCCCUCACCAGCCCUAUCCCCGAGAACUCCCAGCCGGGGAGAGUGAUGGCUCUGUUCAGUGUCAGGGACCGGGACUCCGGCGAUAAUGGGAAAACGGUCUGCUCCAUAGAAGAGGAGCUGCCUUUUACUGUCAGAAAAGUAUCAAAAACUUCCUACUCUCUGGUGACUGAAAGAUCACUGGAUCGUGAGAGACUGUCGGAGUACAGCAUAACAAUCACUGCUCAGGAUUUGGGAUCUCCCAGUCUCUCUACUGCAGUGACAAUCACAGUGGAAAUAUCAGAUAUUAAUGACAAUUCUCCCGUGUUUAAUGAAGCGUCAUAUACUAUGUAUACAAGAGAAAACAACGCGCCAGGGAUAAAGAUUGGUAAAGUCAGUGCUAUCGAUUCUGACUCAGAGCAGAAUGCCAAAGUGACAUACUCUCUAUUGCCUGCUGAGGUAGGUGGCCUUCCGCUUCUCUCUUAUAUCUCCAUAAACUCGGAAAAUGGGAAUGUGUACGCUCUGAGAUCCAUGGAUUAUGAACAGAUAAGAGAGUUCCAGGUCACUGUGAGAGCUGCAGAUGGCGGGUCCCCUCCACUGAGCUCUGAAGUCAUUAUCCGAGUUGUGAUAAUUGAUGAAAAUGACAACGCCCCCUUCAUUUUAUACCCUCUGCAGAACAGCAGCUCCCCCGCUAAUGACCUGGUUCCCAGAUCGGCGGAGGCGGGUUACCUGGUGACGAAGGUGGUGGCUGUGGAUGGGGAUUCCGGUCAGAAUUCUUGGCUUUCCUAUCACUUGUUGAAGGCCACUGACCCAGGUCUCUUCACUGUGGCUUCCCAAAAUGGUGAAAUAAGGACCACUAGGCCAUUAAAUGAACGAGACAGCUUCAAGCAGAAACUUUUUAUCCUGACUAAAGAUAACGGAGAACCAUCCCUAUCAACUACAGCGACGCUAAAUUUUCUUGUGGUGGAUGGAUUUUCAGACGCAUAUAUGCAGAUUUUUGAGGUACCCAACGAAGAAGAGAAGGACAGCACAUUGACUACCUAUUUAGUGAUAGCGCUGGCUAUGCUUUCAUUCAUUUUUUUAUUUUCGAUAAUAUUAUUUGUAAUUAUUAAGGGAUGUAAAAGGCGAAAUUUUAGUGAAAAAUAUAACUCGGCUUGUGACAAUUUUUAUGGCGCUAACGGCUCCCCCAGUAAUUUAGUAGAUGCCAGUGGAACCGGAAUCCUAUCCCAGCCUUGUCAUUAUGAAGUCUGUUUGACCAAGGGAUCGAGUAACAGCGAGUUUAAGUUUCUCAGACCAAUAAACCCUAGUUUUCUUUCUCAGAAUUCUGAAAUAGACAAGGUCAGAGACAAUGAUUUUCUUAAUAGUUCCCAUGCGGGUAGUCAGAUAGAAUCAAUGAGUCAGGACAGCAUAUCUGCUUGUGUUGAUUAAUAUUUAAUUUUCCAAACUUGCUUUGAUGCUUGUUAGUAAGAGUUUAACAGAAUUUUAAACAAUUUGAGUGUACAUAGUAAUAAUGUAGCCGUAUGUAUCCCUACUAUUCAAUCUUCACGCCUUUGCCUUGUGCUUUAAUUAUGAAUAUUCCUCUUAUCAUAGAAAUCCAUUGAUGAUGAUGAUUGAUAGCGAUGUCCUUGUGUGUACAGAUAUUGUUUUAGAUUAGUGAUUUUUGGUUAAAUUUUCGAGAGCGACAGAAAUACCUAAGUAUCAGUGUUAGUCUGGAUCGUCGGAUGCACGAAGUGGGAUUCACCCAAGAAAGCUUAUGCUCCAAUACGUCUGUUAGUCUAUAAGGUGCCACAAGACUCUUUGCCAGAAAUGCCUAAAUCACUUUUGAAAAUGGAACUUCGUCCUAAAUCACUUUUGAAAAUUGAACUUCGACCUAAAUCACUUAGUCACUUUUGAAAAUUUUACCCUUUGUUGCGAAACUGUAGUAUUGUGUGGAAUGAAGAACAUGUAACUCUCUCAGCUCCACUGAAAUCUCAAUAAAAUUAUCCCUCUUUGAACUCUGCUUGAUCAGGUUCAUGAAAUAUAGUUAGGAGGUCACUUAGUUCCAUGAAUUAACAUGUAAUGCAACAUACGUGUAAAAUCUUGUCACGUAGAAAAAGUUGAGGCAAAAUCCCGACUGAUUUCCUUUAGGACCGGAAUGUAGGGAUCGCUAUUAGCUGGAAAGACUUGAAGUGUCAUUGCUUAGCUUAUCCACCGGCAUUGUGGAAGUCAUGGAACAACACUGUUCAUAGAGUACCUCAGAUAUAGAAUGUAUCGUAUAUAUCUGGAUCAAAAUUUUCCAGAUGGGGGCCUAAACACAGGCAAGCAAACGUAUAUUUAGGCACCCGAAUAAAAGUAGCCUUUUUUUUCUGGGCUUCCAUUUUCUUCAAUGGGAGUUGAAGGAACCUGUAACCUGGAAAGUUAGACCACGCCUCUAAGGUUUAAACACUGAUUUUGCAGACCGUUACCCUCGCCUUUAAUUUCUCCAUUGACGGUUGAGCUCACAACCACAUUUGGAAACCCUUACAAAUUUCCUCAUAUUAUUUCGGUUAAAAACGAAUCUGACCUUUAACAUAUGUUCUUCGAUAUGGGUCAUACCCCUAACAUGUCUAUAUUCACACCAGAGGUAUGACCCUUUCCAGGCUUAGCUGUGGUCUUCACAAUUAUUCACUUUUUACAUGGUUCACCAAACCCUGUGGGACACUUACCCUCCAGAUGUCUCUGGCUAAUAUCAUGGUCACUGUCCACUAGCAUUUUUAGCACUGAAAUGAUGGCAUAUCAUCCCAACAGUCAUAUCUUGUGUGUGUGUUCAUCUCUUGGUUAAACUUUGUAGUUGGUUACAUCAUUAUUCACUCAAAUUAAACGUCUCUGUGUUAAAUUAGCACAUAUCAGGAAUAAGAUUAAGCGAUUUGAAGUGAAAUAGCUGGAGUGUAUUGUGACUGCAUGUUCUGUUCCCUAAACUCAAUAAAAUCUAUAUUUGCCCUGC